Acipenser ruthenus (sterlet) is the source of this 2811-nucleotide messenger RNA. RefSeq names its product POU domain, class 4, transcription factor 1-like. Gene Ontology annotation, molecular function: DNA-binding transcription factor activity, RNA polymerase II-specific; RNA polymerase II cis-regulatory region sequence-specific DNA binding. Gene Ontology annotation, biological process: regulation of transcription by RNA polymerase II. Bases 277 to 1368 code for a protein of 363 amino acids. The transcript is spliced from 2 exons. NCBI's taxonomy places the organism in Eukaryota, Metazoa, Chordata, Actinopteri, Acipenseriformes, Acipenseridae. The record is from RefSeq and is a predicted model, not a curated record.
CUGUCUAUCAAGCUGUACAGUUAAAUGUCUCGCGAGAAAACCGGGCUCGCUUAACGAGAUCUGAGGGACUCAGGUGUAAGAGCGCCUAUCAUCCUAGCACUAGGAUACAGCAGAGAUAAGUGAGACUGAGAGACUGGACUGGAGGCAACACUGUGGAUCAUAAAGCUCCGAGCAGCACGCGGCAUCACCAGCUACUGCGGCUCUGCUGGAAACGUUAUCUAUAUAGAACCUUUUUUUUUCCUUUUCACUACAGGACUUUGUUUAAACACAGAGAAAAUGAUGUCCAUGAACAGCAAACAGCCACAUUUUGCCAUGCAUUCAAGCUUACCUGAGCACAAGUAUACCUCUCUGCACUCCAGCUCAGAGGCAAUAAGGAGAGCCUGUCUACCAACUUCACAGUUGCAGAGCAAUAUCUUCACUAGUCUGGAUGAAACUCUUCUGGCCCGCGCUGAAGCUUUUGCUGCCGUGGAUAUCGCAGUGUCUCAGGGCAAGUCUCAUCCUUUCAAGCCCGACGCAACUUACCACACGAUGAACAACGUGGCAUGCUCCUCAAACUCUACCGUACCCCUCGCCCAUCACCACCAUCACCACCACCAUCACCACCAGAACUUAGAGGCGGGAGACCUCAUGGACCAUAUCAGCUCUUCUUCUCUGACCCUCAUGGCUGGUGGACACGACGGAGUCGGGGGUGGUGGAGGAGGGGGUGGUGGGGGGUUGAUCUCCUCCUCAGCCCAUCCGCACUCACACAUGCACUGUUUGAGCCACCUGCCCCACCAGGCUAUGAACAUAAAUUCCCCUCUCACCCAUCACGGGCUUCUUCCUGCCCACCACGGAGGAGGUCAAGCCACAUCGGGGCUCGGUAAUAACGGACUUCCCUCUCUUAAUGACUCAGACACAGAUCCCAGGGAGCUAGAGGCUUUUGCAGAGCGCUUUAAGCAGAGAAGAAUCAAACUCGGGGUGACCCAAGCGGACGUUGGUUCAGCCCUCGCCAACCUGAAAAUACCCGGUGUGGGCUCUCUUAGUCAAAGCACCAUCUGUAGGUUCGAAUCUUUAACUCUGUCGCACAAUAACAUGAUAGCUCUCAAACCCAUUUUACAAGCCUGGCUGGAAGAGGCCGAGGGGGCCCAGAGAGAGAAACUGAGCAAACCUGAUAUCUUUAACGGAGGGGAAAAGAAACGCAAGAGGACCUCGAUCGCAGCUCCAGAAAAGAGAUCUCUGGAAGCUUACUUUGCUGUUCAGCCUCGUCCUUCUUCAGAAAAGAUAGCAGCAAUUGCGGAAAAAUUGGAGCUCAAAAAGAAUGUGGUGCGAGUAUGGUUUUGCAACCAGAGACAGAAACAAAAAAGACUGAAAUUUUCAGCAUCCCAUUAGUUGUAAAAUACUUGUUGUAUUGAAAGACAAUAUUUUGGCGACCACGGAACAUACAAAAUGCUCACUGUUUUUGGUCCUGCUUGUUUUCACAACAGAGGCUUUCAAACACAGGGGUUGAUGUGUUAAAUCAUCGGGUUUAUGAGGCAACAUCAUUUCUGCUUUAUGUUCACGUUAUUGGUGAAUGUGAAGUAUGCAAAUAACAGGUCGCGUUCUGUCUGGUGAAUUAGAGAAAAGACUGUAAAACAGCAGAUCUGGGUAUGGCCUUUCAAAAUCAUAGUAAAAUGAAAGUUGAUUGAUGUUUGAUCGCAUUGUUUUAGUAUUUAAGAUGUCUUCUCAGUCACAUUUAUUUCAGACAAAACAAAAGGGUUACCUCAUUUGGUAGACCCAGGCUAAACGCAGAUAUUAAAUUCAUUACGAUAACAUUCGGGAAAUGCUGUCUUUUAGUUUUACGUAAACUAAUAACUUUUCCAAUACCUCGUAUAUCUUUUCUAUAAAAACAAAUACAAAAACAAAGAACAGUUUUAAAAAUAUCGACUUAACACUUAUAUCUCUUAACGAAAAGAUUCAUAUAGAUGUAGCUCAAUUGGUUCAAAAGUCAAAAUCAAUCAUUAGCGUACAUUUAAAUUCAUGUAUUCGUUCCAAAGGUCUGCAUGAUAUGAACAAAAAAUGAAAAAUAAAUAAAAAUAAAUAAUUAUUUUAUCUUAAUGACUGUUUUUAUUUUGGAAAUUUGCACUAAACCCUAAUGGUUUCUUCAGUUCUAUUAAUGUUAAUAUAUUAUGAUUUCUGUACAUAUAAAACUUGAUCAGAGUUCUAAAAGUAAAGCCCACACCUUCCACGUUAAAUAUAUUUAAGUUAUUGACUUUUAUAAUUAAGAUUUAUUUAUCUGUAAUACUUAUUACAACUAAAUCCGCAUGACUGAAUACAAAAUAAUUUUGGAAAAUUGAGACAAUAUUUUCUUGUAUAUUAUGGUUUGCAGUGCAAACGUUCUAUGCAUUGAAAUAAUUAAGCACUAUCUACUGGUAGACCUUUGUGAAUGGUGUCAUCUCACUGUUUACUGCCUGUUUUCACAAAAAUACACUUUUUUUGUCGUGUUGAUUGUUAAAAAAAAGAGUUGUUUGUGCCCAAGUAUGUUUACAAACUGCGGUCACGUGUGCACCAUGAAAUGUCUCACUAUUUCAUCACUCUGUCUACUGUAUGUUUGCUGAGCUUUCUCCUUUGUUGUGUUUUUCUGAUUUUUAUUUAUAUUAAAUUAUUUCUGUAAGCCAAAUACAACAACAGGGAGAUGUGUCCCGGCACUCUUACAAAUAAAAAAUAAAACAAAAAAAGAAAUCAAGCCAUUUCUGUUCUCGAGUGCAAUGAUUAUAUUAUAUUCAUAUAUCAGAAGGAAAACAGUUUAGUACCGUCUGUUUCAUGUCGUUAAUGGACGUACCAUUCUUGUUUCCG